Amaranthus tricolor (Joseph's coat) is the source of this 670-nucleotide messenger RNA. Its product is annotated as NDR1/HIN1-like protein 6. The coding region runs from base 39 to 629 and encodes 196 amino acids. The record is from RefSeq and is a predicted model, not a curated record. NCBI's taxonomy places the organism in Eukaryota, Viridiplantae, Streptophyta, Magnoliopsida, Caryophyllales, Amaranthaceae. The transcript has a single exon. Gene Ontology annotation, cellular component: plasma membrane.
UCCUUUUUCUCCGUACAAAAAUCAAUUGAUACAUAGAAAUGUCUUACAAAUCUUGUUUAACAUGGUGUAUUGGUAGUUUAAUCAUCAUGUUCAUCUUGGUAGGCUUACCCAUAAUCAUCUAUUACGCCGUAGUCCAACCCAAAAACCCGACAUUCACCCUCGACCACGCCUCCGUGACCGGAUUCAACCUAACAUCCGACAAUCAUUUUACGGCGUUCUUUGAUUUGGUGAUUCGGGCUAAUAACCCGAACCACAAAAUGAAGCUCAAGUACUCGCGAGUUCGAGUUAAUAUAUUUAAAAAUAAACAAAGGUUGGCCGAAGAUGCCUUGGAUAAGUUUUCGCAAAGAAAAAGGAAUGUAACUUUGUUACGAUCUGAGGUCGUCGCACUUAACGUGAAACUUAAGGAAUCUCCUGGUUCUAAUAUUCGGUUUGAAACUGAGUCCGGGUACAUUGAUUUUGAUGUUUUUAUGACGGCCACUUUAAAUUCCAAUAAUUUGGAGGUUAAUUGUAAGCACGCAAUUGUGAAUAUAAGUGAACAAACUAUUGAAGCGUCCGCUCCUAACAAUAAAUUGAAUCAUAAUUUUCGAAGCAUAGGAUGCAGUGUACGUGUUUAUAACGAUGAUGCUUAAAUUUUGUUACUUUUAUGAUCUUGUUCACAUUUUUUUAUUAU